This is a messenger RNA of Exaiptasia diaphana, 2151 nucleotides long. RefSeq names its product N-acetylglucosamine-1-phosphodiester alpha-N-acetylglucosaminidase. Bases 26 to 1735 code for a protein of 569 amino acids. The record is from RefSeq and is a predicted model, not a curated record. NCBI's taxonomy places the organism in Eukaryota, Metazoa, Cnidaria, Anthozoa, Actiniaria, Aiptasiidae. The transcript is spliced from 8 exons.
UGUUUGCCAACAAUGACCAUUAGUCAUGCUGCAAUCRUUAAGUUGUAUUGUUGUACUAUGUGUUUUAAAUCACGGAAUAAAUGCACAGUUUGAAGAUUUACAGAUUACCUUUCCCGAUGACUUCCUAACGCCGUAUAAAGGACAUACCAGAASUAAGAGAUCUUUGCGAUAUGUACGCGAUUGUCAACCAGUUCGCUUUGGGAACCGUACUCAUGAAGAAUUCCCAGCCUCUAGAAAGACGUUUAGAGCUCAAGAUCAGUUUGUCCAAGUCCAUAAUUUGUUCUAUGAGUACUAUAAAGGACAAGACAAGCGGCAGGUUUAUGGACAUUACAGUGUUGUAGACGAUCCUCUACGAACUUUCUCUAUUCUUGAGCCUGAAAACAUUGGUGGUUGCAAAAAAUAUGCAAGGGCAACAGUGGCAGAAACAUCGAGACAAAGAAAUUGUGUAGUAGCAACGAAUGCAGGCUUUUUCCGAACUAAGAAUGGUAAAUGUUUGGGUAAUUUGUUUAGCGAUGGUCGAUUGAUUGUAGACGCAGAUGGAGUACAAAAUGCUAAUUUUGGUAUACGUAAAGAUGGUACUAUCGUGACUGGAUAUUUAUCAGAGGAGGCAGUGCUYGAUCAAGAAAACCCUUUUGUACAAUUAGUUUCUGGAGUCACAUGGCUUGUUCGUAAUGGCGAAAGUUUCGUAAACGCGAGCAAGAAAAUUGAAUGUGAGGAUUUGCAAGAAACAGGUUCAGUGGAUCUCUUUGUGAAUGUUAUUUCUKGUAGAACUGCAAUAGGUCAUGAUGCCAAAGGGAGGGUGGUAGUGGUACAAGUGGAUGGACGCACUCAUCAAAGGGGUAUGAACUUACAUGACUUUUCAGAAUACCUAAAGAAGCUUGGUCUUGUGAAUGCUAUAAAUCUUGAUGGRGGAGGAUCUGCAACAUUUGUGGUUAACAGAACGACUGUGAACUACCCAAGUGAUCAGUGUGGAACAUUCAUAUGCCCAAGAAAAGUGUCCACAAUAGCUUGCUUUCAUGAGCCUGACUGUGACCCAAAUGAUUGCAAUGAUCAUGGGAAAUGUGUUAUGGGUUCUUGUCWAUGUAAUCAGUACUGGACAAAAGACAAAUGUGAUGUAUUAAAAUGCAGUGAAUUGAAGUGUUACUCACAUGGAACUUGCACUGAAGAGGGAUGUAAGUGUUUUCCUGGAUGGACAGGUAGAGACUGUCAAAAGGCUUGUCCAGCUGGAUUAUUUGGAGCAAACUGUAGCUCACAAUGCAGUUGCUUCAAUGGUGGAAAAUGUGAUUCAAAAACUGGAGACUGCCACUGCCCAGCAGGUUUCAUGGGCAUUCUUUGUGAGACAGAGUGUCCUCCAGGAAGGUAUGGACCAAGUUGUGCACAAGUCUGCAACUGUACCAAAUCAUGUGAAUGCAAUGGUGUGACUGGAGUUUGUGGUCAGCAGUCAUACAAWCAUUUAACUGAUUCAUAUCCUUGGAAUAAUCAUUCUGAAGAAUGGGCCAAAUGUCUACAUUUAAAUCAAGGAAAAUGGGKAGAGCACUCAACAAAUUUACGCUCAGAAAACCAGUCAAUGCGGAAUGAAUAUGAGAAGCUACUAUACUGGUUUAUUGGUAUUGUAAGUCUUUGUGCUGUUAGYGUAUUGGUUAAUUGUAUCCUAAUAUAUCUUUACUGCCAAAUAUCCACAAGAAGGAUAUCAAGACCAAGACAAAUAGAGUUUGCAUCUGAUGAAGAACUUUGAGAGUUCUAGAACCUUUUACAAAGAUAUUUCUUUGUAUAAUGAUCACCACUGUAAAACAAUAGGAGGAUACCAUUAUGAAGAAAACAAGUUUGGCUCAGAUGGUGAAUUUUUUGACUGAAAAUUACAAUUAAGCCAAAGAAGAAUGUGCAGUGACAUAAAAAACUGUACCUUAAUAUCAAACUUGGAUUUUAUACAAUAUUAUUUAGAAUAUUAGAGUCUCUAACUGGCAGGAUAUUUUAUAUAAAAAUGAUUAUAGAAGAGUAUUGUAAUUAUGAUAAUAGUGAUAUCAAUUUUAAAUUAGAUUAGAUAACUUAUUACUCUGUAUUUUGUCUAAUGUUUUCUAAAAAAGUAUAUAUUGAAUUUAUUAGUGGGGAAUAUCUAAUAUUGUCAAAAUCUAUUAAAUUAUUGUAUUAUUG